This is a messenger RNA of Callorhinchus milii (elephant shark), 1313 nucleotides long. It is a transcript of the gene mrrf, whose product is annotated as mitochondrial ribosome recycling factor. The transcript has 7 exons. The record is from RefSeq and is a predicted model, not a curated record. Bases 114 to 899 code for a protein of 261 amino acids. NCBI's taxonomy places the organism in Eukaryota, Metazoa, Chordata, Chondrichthyes, Chimaeriformes, Callorhinchidae. Gene Ontology annotation, biological process: translation. Gene Ontology annotation, molecular function: ribosomal large subunit binding. Gene Ontology annotation, cellular component: mitochondrion.
GGAUGUCGUGGAGGCGGGGAGAAGGCGGCGCGGGAGCAAAGGUGAACCCGGUGUCGAGAGUCUGUCUGUUACCGGCCGCUCGCAGGUGAUAAACCCAAGCAACUUCCUGCACUAUGUCGAUUGGGCUGAGACAGCUGUGCCAUCUGUGGCCGGCUCUCUAUAACACUCUGCCCGCUCUCGGGCAAUUCCCAGCAGUGAGACGAGCAAGGCCUUUGGCGCUGCUGACCAGCUGUAGCCAGUGCUGGGCUCUACAAGCACCACAGAGUCGGCAGUUUGCUACCAAGAAAACCAAAGCUAAAGGGAAAGGACAGCCACAAGCUCGAGUCAACAUCAACGCUGCUUUAGUGGAUGACAUCAUCAACCUCAACGAACUGAAAGAAGAAAUGCUACAAAUCGUAGAGAAACUCCAAGAUGACUACGGGAAGAAUCUCAGUAUAAGAACUUCACCAGGUGCAUUAGAUCAUAUAACAGUUACCAUUCAGGAUGGAAAGUUUCCAUUAAACCAACUGGCGCAAAUCUCUCUGAAGUCGCCUCAACUCAUCCUCGUAAACAUGGCCAGUUCCCCAGAGGCGACAGAGGCUGCCACCAAGGCCAUCAGGGAAUGUGGAAUGAACCUGAACCCAGAAGUGGAUGGGAGUCUGAUCAGGGUGCCAAUCCCUAAAGUGACCAGAGAGCACAGGGAAAGCCUUGGGAAGCUCGCUAAACAGCUCACAAAUAAGGCAAAGGAUUCACUAAGGAAAGUACGGGGAAAUGCCAUUACCCGCGUGAAAAAAACCAAAGACUUCGUCUCUGAAGAUACAAUCAGGCUAAUAGAAAAACAGAUUCAGCAAAUGGCAGACGACAUUGCCUCCGACAUGGACAAACAGCUGGUGGCGAAAACCAAAGAGCUGUUAGGAUGAUCCAAGAUGGGACGCUGCUUUUCUCCUUCAUCUCCUCCCCUCCUCUCGUAAGUCUUGCGUCAAGACUGAUGUACCCAACGAGAGUGGGCAGGAGGAGGCUGUUCGACCAACGGGGACAUCACAACCGAGCCAGACUCAAUCCACACACGCACACCCACAGCAAGGCGCGCUAUUGGGUUGUGCCCAAGAUUGAUGGCCUCGGAUGUUUUCCUUCCUCCUUAUGCACUAGAGAUGAGCCUUUGCAAAGCAAUCCCACUGCAGAGAUGGAACCAGAGCGUCUUACUGCUUUACAUGUCUCAGUAUUAUCACAUGGUGAAUUUACCCACUAGAAGAUAGCUGGGGCUUCAAAUGGACUGAAUGCAUUUUACAUUGUGCACCGAUCAUGGGUCAGAAUUAUUCCAAAUAAAAUGGACA